CCAUCGCCAUCCGGCUCCACACCCAUUUCCGUCUUCGGCACCAAGUACAAAAAGGUUUCAAAGCGUACCUUCCCUGUCUCGACGAUCACACCCGAGGAAUUCCGUAUCGAGCGCCGCAAACCCACCGACCCUCUCGCGAACAUGCGCCCGCUUCCCGCUGUACCUCCACCCUUUGAACCCGGCUUGCGCUAUACCAAGGAACGGAUGCGCGCACAAGAUAUCGACCCACACGGCUUUCUCCUGCCCGAAGAACUUUGCCUCGCACACUGGAUUUUGCGCGAGAACGAGUGCGCGCUCGCCUGGGAUGAGUCCGAGAAAGGACGCUUCUCAGAUGAGUGGUUCGAUCCCAUCCGCAUUCCGACCGUCGAGCACGUUCCCUGGGUCUUCAAAAAUAUCCCGAUUGCACCUGGUAUUCGCGACGAGGUCAUCAAGAUAAUCAAGGCGAAGAUUGCUUCCGGGACUUACGAACAUUCAAACUCGUCAUACCGAUCGGCCUGGUUCUGCGUGCCGAAGAAGGACGGCAAGUCUCUCCGACUCGUUCACGACCUGCAGCCGCUCAACCGCGUGACUAUCCGC
Messenger RNA from Punctularia strigosozonata HHB-11173 SS5, 576 nucleotides. RefSeq lists its product as uncharacterized. The record is from RefSeq and is a predicted model, not a curated record. The annotation marks the transcript as partial. The transcript has a single exon. NCBI's taxonomy places the organism in Eukaryota, Fungi, Basidiomycota, Agaricomycetes, Corticiales, Punctulariaceae.